Messenger RNA from Ascochyta rabiei, 450 nucleotides. Its product is annotated as RNA helicase. The transcript has a single exon. Bases 1 to 450 code for a protein of 149 amino acids. The record is from RefSeq and is a predicted model, not a curated record. Lineage: Eukaryota; Fungi; Ascomycota; Dothideomycetes; Pleosporales; Didymellaceae.
AUGCUCAAAUCGACCACGAACGGCGCAACGUCGUCCCGGCACCCGACUUCAACGUCGCGCGGUCUCCUUCUCGACUCUGCAUUUCAGACCCCGGCAAACCCACCUCCGCAGUCAGGUUCGCCCGAGCAGUGGCACGCAUACGUCAACGGCGGUGCACAAGUCGAUGACGCUCGGAUGUUGCAGAAGCGUCGGGAGGAGGAGGCUCUCUUCCGGGAGGCUCACCGCAACGGCACGCCACAGCCUGUUGUCACUGAUGCAGGCAAACUGAUCGAGACUUCCCCUCGGAAGCCUGCCCCUUCCAUCUCCAGCAACACUAGUCUGCUCGUAGAUCUUGAUGUUAACACCAGCUACGACGCGCAUCCACUACAUUCAGAACAGGCCUCAUAUGCGAGUGCUGCUCGCACUCGUGCAUCGACGCACGGAGGUUCGGAGUGGAGUCUUCUCGACUAG